AUGGAAAAUGCCUCUGGUAACCGUCCUGAUGAGGACAAGCCCAACACUCGCUCUCCAAACAGCACUCUUCGCCUAUCCGUCCUUCAGAACUCGGUGGAGCUAGGAUAUCCUAUCACUUUGACCCUAAUUUUGAAAAGGAAAACAGGCACCCCACAGAAUGUCAACAUUUCAUGCUCCCUCGACCUACAGACAUACACGGGCAGCAAGAAGACAAACCUGGGGAUCAUCCAGAAGACUGUGCACGUCCAAGGUCAAGAAUCCGAGGUGGCUCUCAGCAUGGACGCCAACUCCUACAUCUACAAACUGGGCAUGGUUGAUGAUGAGCUGGUCAUCAAAGGGUUCAUCAUUGCAGAGAUCAUGGAGUCUGGGGACAGGGUGGCCACUGACACAACCCUGUGUUUCCUGUACCCUGCUUUCUCUAUAGAGAUGCCGAGCACAGGCAGGGUCAACGAGCCCUCCUCAUCACCUGCAUCUUCAAGAACACCCUGCCCAUCCCUCUGA
Molecule: messenger RNA, 501 nt
Organism: Acomys russatus (golden spiny mouse)
Lineage: Eukaryota; Metazoa; Chordata; Mammalia; Rodentia; Muridae
Product: protein-glutamine gamma-glutamyltransferase 4-like
Exons: 3
Coding region: 1-501 (166 amino acids)
Biological process (GO): peptide cross-linking
Molecular function (GO): protein-glutamine gamma-glutamyltransferase activity
Source: RefSeq, a predicted model, not a curated record